This is a messenger RNA of Labrus mixtus (cuckoo wrasse), 3136 nucleotides long. RefSeq names its product myb/SANT-like DNA-binding domain-containing protein 2 (gene msantd2). The record is from RefSeq and is a predicted model, not a curated record. The transcript is spliced from 4 exons. NCBI's taxonomy places the organism in Eukaryota, Metazoa, Chordata, Actinopteri, Labriformes, Labridae. The coding region runs from base 11 to 1663 and encodes 550 amino acids.
CAGAGCCAACAUGGCGGCGUCCAGCACCGCGGAUCACUCUCCAGAGAUAACGACGCCGUUAAAGAUCCCGAAAACCGAGGUGCCAUCCCCCGAGUCCGAGGAUCUGAGUGACAGCAAUCAAUACCACUCCAAUCCCUCCACCCCGAACCGCUUCUCGCCUCUGAACGUCUGCUCGGGGUCCGCGGGCCGGACGGCGGCCUCAUCCUCCUCCAACAGCUUCACGGCGUGCCGGGGGAUGUCGUGGACCCCGUCCGAGACUAACGCCCUCAUCGCGGUGUGGGGCAACGAGCGGCUGACGGAGGCGCGGAUGCAGCAGCUGGAGGUGGCGGGCACCGUGUUCUCCGGUAAGGCCCCCGGUCCUGCCAUGUAUGAGCGGGUGUCCAGAGCCCUGUCAGAGCUGGGGUAUGAGAGGACCCCGUCCCAGUGCCGGGAGAGGAUGAAGACUCUGCGGCGCUGCUACAGCCGGGUGAAGGAGCACGGCAUCGGGAAGAGGAAGAGCAGCUACACCAUCGAGCAGCUGGAGAAGGUGUUCGGUCAGGGAGGCUGGGACUCUCAGAGCUGUGCCCCUGUGCUCAUCAACAGCAGCGGCCUCUACCAGGAGAUGGAGUCUGACGGCAGCACUCUGGGGGACUACUCCCAGGAGGACUGGUGCAACCAGGUGCUGGACUCGGCCUUCCAUGAGGGAGACAUGGAGACGGAGGAAAUUCAGAUGCCUAAACACAGAGCUCUGCAGAUCCAAGCAGAGCUGUCAGAACAAACACAAAAAAGGGACAUGAUGCAGACUGUGAUGCGUAUCCUGGAGUCGGUGCAGCUGAAAUGGGAGCACUUCCAGACGUGGACGGAGUUCUCGCGCCUCCACCUCUCCAACAAGCUGGCCAUCUUCGGCGUGGGCUACAACACGCGGUGGCGCGAGGACGUGCGCUACCACUACGCCGAGAUCAGCUCGCAGGUCCCGCUGGGGAAGAGGCUCCGCGAGUACUUCAACCCGGAGAAACCCGAGGGCAGAAUCGUCAUGACCAAAGUCCAGAAGAUGAACUGGAAGAAUGUUUACUACAAGUUCCUGGACAUCACGAUCAGCGAGGCGCGGUGUCUGGAGCUGCACAUGGACGUGGACUGGAUCCCCGUGUCCCAUUCCAGGGCAGCGAGCAGCAGCAAGGGCUCCUACCACUACCUCCUUCCUGGGGACAUCCCCAAGACGUACGGACUCUACGCUAUCGGGUACGAGGAGGAGGAAGAGUUCACCGCUCAGACCUCUCCUCAGAGCGACAGUGAAGAUGUCAGCUUACCUCAUUGCAAGUCAGAGAACGGCGUGCAGAGUCAGGCUGAUGGAGGAGGAGGAGCGGGGAGAGGGGACAGGACUGGAGCUAAAGUCACAUACUGCUACCUAGGGAUAGCCGAGGACAGGACCAUUCAGCAGUGUCUCUUCCAGCACUUUCAGGGUUCAGUCAAACACUACGUCCCCGGGGAACCCUCCGCUGUGACCUGUUUCCUGCAGGAGAACUGCAGCGUGGGUCACGAGGGUGAAGACUCAUCUCAGCGUUUCGCCAUUUACAUCAAAUUCAUCGAGGUGGAGCUGGACUUCCUCUCUGCAGGCUCCCUGUUGGAGUGCCUGGAAACUGCUGUAGGCUAUUCCUUGAAAUAUAACAACAAAGAAACACUGUAAACGAUGCUCAGUGUCUCCGAUUAAUCCUUCACUGAAAUCAUUAAGUAAGUUUUACAGCCAGCGAGGCUGAAAGUACUGUACUGCUGCAUGGAUGUGUGGCAUAUUUUUGCAGCUUUUUUUCAGCUGUGUUGAACUGAUUCAUCAUUAGAUCCUUAAUGAGACUUAAAUGAAUGACAAUGCACAAUACAGUAAAUGUAUUUUGCAAAAAUACGGGAACAGUAGCUCAAGUAUUACAGAGCUGCGACCUCCAGGAAGUAUAUACGUAUUAUUUUGGGCUAAUGUGCACUACAAAGGAACUUGCUGCUUUUUUAGUGUAGAUCAAUGUUGCCUCAUCAGGGAAUGUUAGGGUCGGUAAGGUGACUACUGCAGUAUGCGUCUGUCUACCUCAGUAGGAUGUAGCGAACAAGGCAGCGAGGGGGGGACCAUAGUGUGUAUUUAAUUCUGAAACUGCCUUUUACUUUUGACUGUUGAGGUCUGGACCUGAAUUCACAAGUCUUCAAGGAGGAACAGCUGAUUUAUGCCUUAUGGUUUGCACAUGUAACUGGACUGCAGCUAGAGAUGCUUCCAUGCAAACAAGGGGGAUAAAGAAAAGACCAGUGUUUGUCAAAGUUAGCCAGAUCAUAUUGGCCAGCAUGGACACCUGUUAAUCCAGGGGUGUCAAAUGUAUUUUUUUGUCAGUUGAAUAUCUAGACUUGGCAUUUUUAACUGUACCAUUGUACACAGAAUUCCCCUCUUACCUCUCUCCUCUCAAACACACCUUCACAUUAGCACCAGGGGAAAACUGGAACCCUGAACAAAGCAGUUUCACAUUAAAGAUAACAAAUUCUACAGCACUUUCUUUCAGAUGACACAUAAUGUCAGGAGGGGCUGCAAGCUGAGCUGCAGCUAGCUAAUUCUUAGGAACUCAUCUUGUUUUUUUGCUCAGAAUUCCUUCAGUGCUUUUUUCUUUAAAACAAAAAGAGCCUGCAAUGAAAAUGAAGUAAAAACAUUGAAUGCAGCAGCAUCUCCUUGAUGCUCUUUGUCGAGUGCUACAGGGGCUGCCAGCUGAACUGCCACUAGUGUAUUUGUAGGGGCGUAUAUUGCAUUAUAGGUUAGAGGACUCUGCCUUUCCCAAAAAAGAUACCUUGUGAUGGAGAAAUAAUUAAAAACAUUGAAUAAAGUAGAUUCAGGUUCAAAAACAAUUAGUCUUUGAUGCUCAUGGGCUAGGCCUCAGGGCUGCAAGCUGAGCUGCAGUAAAUAAGUGCUCACAAGUUUAAUGAAAUCCCUUAUCUGAAAAAUUGUGCAAGUUAAAGAGAAGGGAAUGGGACUUACCCAUUCUGUCCAGCACAUAUGGAGAACUCUGACCUGUGACUCAUGCAGGCUGAUUUAAGACUUUGGUGUAGCGCUGAACUGGAAACAAAGGAAGGAAAAGUCUAAUCUUUGUAUUGGACAGCCUUUAUUAAUUUAAGUGACAGAGUUUUGAGUUGGAAACAC